AUGAUUCAAGAAGGCCCAGAAGCAGUGCGAUCUCUGUCUUCAAGAUCCAGAAGUGGUCCUUCCGAAACACCAACAUCCAGAAAGCAUCGCAAUGCUGGAAACACAUGUGCUGACUCUGCAAGUGGAAAGAAGGUGUACCACCUUCAAGCACCCAAUUUUCAGCAGACCGAACAAGAAAUCUCUCUUGGGGAACUGAAGAGCAGAGAAAAAAAAGGACAGCUCCUCCGUGAUAUCGAUAAGGGAAAAGUCGAAGAGUUGACACUUCUUCCAUAUAUUACUCUUGUCUAUAGUCACGAAACAUCCUCCCAGCCAGUAUUCUUUGUGAACGCUCAGACAAGUCGUAUUACGUAUUAUUGCUUGGAUGGAUUUCAAUGGAACAACUCAGCAGGAGGUCACCAGUACAUUCACAAAAAUGAAAGUCGUCUUUCUUCUAGUUUUGGUGUUCUUCUCUGUAAGUUUCUGCUCAAUGAAAAAUACGGAAUACCAAAAGAGACAGUGGAUCGUCUCAAAGAGACUGUAGACAACUUGAGUGAGAAAACUCGUGAAGCUCAGGUAAGACUAUCAGAAGUCGACUCGAACUGA
This is a messenger RNA of Caenorhabditis remanei, 582 nucleotides long. RefSeq lists its product as uncharacterized. The record is from RefSeq and is a predicted model, not a curated record. The transcript is spliced from 5 exons. Lineage: Eukaryota; Metazoa; Nematoda; Chromadorea; Rhabditida; Rhabditidae. The coding region runs from base 1 to 582 and encodes 193 amino acids.